AGGUUUCAAAUGCGGAAGUUUCCACCCAGAACGCUGCCACAGCGAAGAUGAGGCUUGUGAUGACAUUUGUGCUCGCAGCGCGGUAGGAGAAGUUACCACUCCGCAGGGAAACUGUAGCUACCACCGCAGAACUGGAGUAAACUGCUCAUGUCGUCUUUGGCGAGCGCGGAGCGACGUGCGUUCGCUCUGAAAAUCAACAGACACUCAUCUGCUGAGAUCAGGAGACACUUCGGUGGGAACUAUGGGUCCCCCCAGGUCUCCAAGCAACAUAGUCGUCACAGCUCCAACGCAUCAGUCUCCACUUGCUCCACCGUGCCUCAGUCAUAUGACGCGGUGGAGCCCUUGGACCUGGAAGAGUUUCUGAUGUCACAGCUACGGAGUGGAGACUCCGCCCUCAUGCAGGAGCUUGGAGAUUUCCCCGACGACGACCUGGAAGUAGAACUGUUGGAGAAGGAGUGUCGGACCGUACGCCACUCUGUACCGGAGGAGGGGGUGGAGUUGGAUUCCCAUGUCAGGGACUGUGUUCAGAGUUACACCCAACCCUGGCUGAUGGUCAGCAGGAGGUGCCAGGGAGAUAGUUGGAGUGCAUAUUCGGAGCGGGCAUGUCUACACAAAACUCUGCAGAAACAGACAUUUGAGUCUGACGUGCAGCCAGAGAAACCAGAGACACCGGUGAAGUCCCCGUCUCUGUCCUCCUCUCUCAUUAUUAAUAUUAUUACAG
This is a messenger RNA of Oncorhynchus gorbuscha (pink salmon), 721 nucleotides long. Its product is annotated as dedicator of cytokinesis protein 8-like. NCBI's taxonomy places the organism in Eukaryota, Metazoa, Chordata, Actinopteri, Salmoniformes, Salmonidae. The record is from RefSeq and is a predicted model, not a curated record. The annotation marks the transcript as partial. Gene Ontology annotation, cellular component: cell leading edge. The transcript is spliced from 6 exons. Gene Ontology annotation, molecular function: guanyl-nucleotide exchange factor activity. Gene Ontology annotation, biological process: positive regulation of GTPase activity; positive regulation of T cell migration; small GTPase-mediated signal transduction.